AUGGCGACCACAGGCGGUCCAAAAUCAAGUAGUGAUGAUAAGGUCUAUACUGGCUCUAGCUGCAGGCGCUUCGUGGUAGACACGGCCGGAGCAACGGAGAGCGCGCUGUAUUUGGUGCUGAGCGGAAGCGAGACGCUCCAAGACCUUCGAGACGUUUUCCCGCCUUUUCACUACACCGAGCUCAAAGCCAGCCUCGAUUUGUUUGAAGCAGGCGCCGGCGGAGGCGGCGCGCCCACAGCUGCGCCGGCCGUCCGCAGCGGCGGCAAGCCGCCGCGGCCGGCGGGCAAGCCGCCGAGGCCCGGCGGCAAGCGCGCGCGGAGCCCCGACAACAAGCAGGCCCAUGCGGCGGGGCAGGCGAAGCGGGCGGCCGCGUCUCCGGGUGCCGUCAAGCAGGCCGCGGGCACGCCGCAGGCGGGCACGCCGGGCGCCCAGACCGCGUCGGCGACGCCGCAGCCCAAAAGGCGCAAGGUCGAGCAGCAGCAGCAGCAGCAGCAGCAACAGCAGCAGCAGCAGCAGAAGCAGCAGAAGCAGCAGCGGCAGCCUUCCCCUGCCAAGGGCGGCGGCGGCGCCUCCCCUCCAGCCGAGCUUCGGCGCGACGGCGCCCGCGGCCCUGCGCCCCAUGCAGCCACCGAGGCCAAGGGCGUGGCCACCAGCACUGGCCACGGCACCCCGCCAUCCACACAGGACGGGGGCGGCAAGAAGUUGAAGAGGCACAGGUCGCUCCGCAAGACGCCGCAAGCUGGCCAGGAGGUUGUUUCGCCGCCGGCCGGUGCACCAACGCCCGAGCAGCAGCAGGGGCAGCAGCAUCAGCAGCAGGAGGAGGGGCAGCAGGAGCAGCAGGAGGCUAAGAAGGAAGAAAAGGAAAAGCAGCGGAAGAAAAAGAAGGGACAGCAGCAGCAACCUCAGCAGCAGCAGCAGCAGCACGAGGAGCAUGUGCAGAGCAAGCAUGCCGCGCCAACAACUGCUAACGCCGCCGUGACCGCUGAGAAGCCGCCGCGGCCCGCACAAAACCCGGCGGCCGCGGCCAACACCACGCCUCAUGCCGCCGCCGCGCCGCGCAGCAACCGCCGCGCGCGCCGCUCGCAACCGGGCAGCCCGCAUGGCGCUGGCCAGGCGGGCGCGCACGAGCUGUUAAUCGAAGUGGUGGGCGUGGCCACAGCCGGCGUCUCCGACAGCCGUGCCGGCGGGAGCGGCGGCGGCGGCGCCGCGGCGGCGGCCUGCAACGGCCUGGAGGCGCGGUCGCCGGCGGCGGCAGGCAGCGCCGAGCGCGCGCGCGCGGCGCUGGCUGCGCACGGGUCGGCCGCUGCGCGGCUGCUGCAGCAGCGGCGGCGGGAGCAGCCGGGGCGGGGGCCGCUGGAGCUCGGGCCACUCCUGGAGCAGGCCGCGGGGGCGGCGGGCGAGGCUGCAGGCGCGGCGGGCGGGCGGUAG
Monoraphidium neglectum is the source of this 1428-nucleotide messenger RNA. RefSeq lists its product as hypothetical. The transcript has 3 exons. The coding region runs from base 1 to 1428 and encodes 475 amino acids. NCBI's taxonomy places the organism in Eukaryota, Viridiplantae, Chlorophyta, Chlorophyceae, Sphaeropleales, Selenastraceae. The record is from RefSeq and is a predicted model, not a curated record.